This is a messenger RNA of Anthonomus grandis grandis, 6556 nucleotides long. RefSeq names its product nuclear distribution protein nudE-like 1-A (gene nudE). Gene Ontology annotation, biological process: mitotic centrosome separation; establishment of mitotic spindle orientation; vesicle transport along microtubule. The record is from RefSeq and is a predicted model, not a curated record. NCBI's taxonomy places the organism in Eukaryota, Metazoa, Arthropoda, Insecta, Coleoptera, Curculionidae. Gene Ontology annotation, molecular function: microtubule binding. The transcript is spliced from 7 exons. The coding region runs from base 261 to 1097 and encodes 278 amino acids. Gene Ontology annotation, cellular component: centrosome; kinesin complex; kinetochore.
UCUUAUCGAAUUAAUUAAUUUUAUCAUUAUCAACUUAUCGGGCAUAAAUUGACGUUUACCUAAAUAGGAUAAACGCGCGAAUCUAAUAGGGACAAAGCGGUGAAGGUCCCGGGGAAAGUGACUCAUGUUUACACCGUUUGACAUUAGAUUUUACCUACAUUCUGAACAAAAAAAACUACUUUCAAAGGUUCCCAAGCAUUAAUUUUCAGUACAAAUAUCUUAUUGUGCAGAUUUGAACUGGAACACGUCCAUCCGGGAAAAUGUCUACAGCCGUAGAGCCACCUCCACACUUUGAUAAUAAAGAUGAAGAAAUCAACUACUGGAAGAAUCUUGCCUAUGAUUAUUUGGAACAGUUAAAACAGGCACAGAGGGACUCUGAUGAAUUUAUCAUUGAGUCAAAGCAGCUUGAGAAAGAAUAUGAAGGUACUAUAGAACAAAAUGAGAAAAAAAUUAGGGAGCUCAGUAUUAGCAAUAACCGGACACAGAAUGAAAUUGAUGCAUUAAGGGUUAAACUAGAUAUUUGCUAUAAAGAAAUGAACAACCAAAGAACUGAAAUCGAUGCAUUAAAAGCUGACAAGGAGCAACUACAUAGGAAAAUUAUAGAAGUAGAAAAGAAAAAUGAUGAAUUAGAAGGAUCCAGAAGAAUUAUUGAAGAAAGCAUGGCAGGGUUUGAGCAAGCAUUAAAUUCCGCCUUAGAAAAAAAUGCAAUAUUAGAAAAUGAAGUGGACGAGAAAGAGUGUCUUAAAGAGAAACUGCAGAGGCUCGCUGAUGAAGCUAGAGAUUUAAAACAAGAGCUGCUAGUAAAAGAAAAAGAGAAGGUACCGGAUAAAGAACGUUACAUGAACGGUUUCAAGCCCACCGCAAUUGACAAUCGACUGAAAGAGACAGAAACGCAAACGUCACCGGCAAAACGAGAAUAUCAACCGCCUCUAUCUCCUGCCUCAAGAGUUAUGGCCCUAAAUAUAGUCAGUGACCUAAUAAGGAAAGUUGGAAGUUUAGAACGCCGUUUGGACUAUAGAGAGCUUCAGAGUGCCGAGGGCAGAAAAACCAGACUUUCCUUGAACGGCUCGUCCACACCCAAGGGGAUGUCGAAAUAAGGGCAACUUUGUAAUAAAAAACACACUUAAGCUUAACAAUUACUAGCCUAGGAACGGACUGACUCGGGUAUCGUCGGUUAUAAUCGUGUGAAAAAAAUUAAGUACCCCUUUCCCUCCUUCACCACCAUCUGUUCUUACAGCAACAGUAUUAACGAGUUAUUCAAUGUUAUUCCUAGACUGAGAUUAUUUCAUUGUGAUAUAUUAUUUGAACAAAAAAUAUGAUAUUUAUCGUAUUAUAGGGUGUAGGUUAGGUAGCAGUUUGACCGUUUUUACGAUAAAAUCGUAUAAUAUAAAUUGUCUUGCCAAAGGUCUCAAAUGUGUGGCAAAAUUAAUUUUCAUCAUUACAUGGCUAGCGUGUUACUGGUGGAAAAGGGCCAUGGCGCAUCAUCGACGUUCUGAUAAAUAGAUAACGAAUUUAAUUUUUUAUAUUUUUGUGUAAUAGUACGGUCAAGCUUUGUAUUGAAAAAUUUAUUAAAAAAAAGUGGCCGAAUGAUGAUUUGUCAAUUGAUGAUAUACAGGGUGUUCGAAAAAUAGACGGAGAUAUUUCAAUGGAUGAUUCCUUGCCACUGGACAAAAUUGGUUUAUUAAUUUUUGGUAAAAAAAUUACAGGUGCCUUGGAAAACAAAAAAUCAUUUCUGCAUGGAGGUUUCACAAUGGCAAGUGUCAGUUCUCAUGGAAAAAUAAUUAAUAUUAAUAAAUUAAUAUUAUUAAAAAAUUGUGUCACCCUGUAUCUUGAAAACUGUGCAUUUCCGGACCCAUGUUUAUAGAAACUUUUUCUCAUAUUUUUUUACAAGGAAUCACCCAUUGAAAUAUCUCCGUCUAUUUUUCGAACACUCUGUAGGUGUUACACGUACUAAAUAUGGAGUUUCGUCAUUCUGGGGGUGAUACUUUUUUAUAUCUGUCCACUGAUAUAUAUUCUAUAGUUUUAAAGGACGAAGAAUUAAUUCUUGUAUAAUAAAAUUAUACUUGAGCGACGCGUAUUUUCAAAUGCUUCGACUUUGUUAUUUGGGUCUAUGCAAUAAAUCAAAAAAACUAUUUUUCUAAUCGCUUUCUCCACUUUUUCAUAUCAUAACUUUUGAGAUACAGUGGCCCAGAAAAGUCAUGGUACAAUAGAGAAUUACAAUACAAAUUUUAUUUAUAAUUUUUUUAUGAAAUAAAAAUCAAUUUUUACUUUUAUGUAUUUAUUUUUUCUAAUGCCCUACAUCAUAACAUAAACCUAUUUCCAUAAUAUAUCUAACAUACAAUAAAUAAAAAAAUAAAAUAAAAUUUCUUACAAAAAUUUAAUCCACAAAAGUCAAGGUACAUUUCAGACUAUGGGCUAAUAAAGUUCUGUCAAUAACGCGCGGGAAAACCCUUCAGUUUAAUAACCUCUUUUAAGCGAUUUGGCAUUGAAUGAACUAGUUUUUUCGUCACAUCGUUGGAUAUUUUUGGCCACUCUUCUAAAAUUACCUGUUUUAAGUCUGAUUUAUUAUGAAUCACAUGUUGCCGAAUUUUUCUCCCCAAAACAUCCCAUAAAUGUUCUAUAGGAUUAAGAUCGGGACUUUGGGGAGGAGUUUCCAGCAGAUGGGGAGUAUUAAAAACCAACCACUGACGUACUGUAUAAGCUUUGUGCUUAGGGUCGUUAUCCUGUUGAAAGUAAUAGUUCUCAUGCAACCCUAAUUUUUCAGCACUGGCACGUAAAUUUUCUUUUAAAAUAUUUAAGUAUACUUUUUGAUCCAUUGUUUCGUCGAUAAAAACAAUAUUUCCUACACCUGAAGUUGCCAUGCAACCCCAAACCAUUACUCCACCUCCUCCAUGUUUCACUGUUUUGAUUGUAUUUUUCGGAUUAAGAGCUUCACCGGGUUUCCUCCACACCUUGACACGACCAUCGGACCCAAAAAUGUUAAAUUUACUUUCAUCUGACCAGAUAACUUUAUCCCAGAAAUCAAGUUCAAUAGACUUGUACUUUUCAGCGAAUUCCAGUCUCUUUUUUCUAUUAAUAUCGCUAACAUGGGGCUUCUUACGUGCACUACAGGAUUUGUAUCCACCCUGGUUAAGUUUCCGGCGAACAGUUUCUUCAUGAACAGAUACUCCAAACAUUUCUCUUAACUCUGAUGAUAUUUGUAUGGCACUUUUCUUUGGGUCCUUCUUAAUUUCAUUUAAUAUGUACCGGGAUUCGCGCUCUGACAGCUUCCGAGGACGUCCUGUUCGCGUUUUAUUUUCAAUUCUGUUUUCAUUUUGAAAACGAUUUACUACUUUUUGUAUAGUGGACCUGCUUCUUUUAAUCACUUCUGCAAUUUUGGUGUAUGAUUUUCCCUCUCUAUGCAAAUUAAUAAUAAUUUUCCGCUCACUGACACUUAAUUCGGUUCUUCCCAUGAUUAUCACUGUAUUUACCAGUCAAAGUUAAGAAGAAAUAUUCUAGUGAAUACUGAAAACGAAUGCCAGAAUAGUAUUAGAGGAAUGUUCUUAUUAGCAAAUAACAAAAUAACAAUAAAUUUAAAAGAUACUUGCAUAUUUUGAUUUACACAAAUUAAGAGUACCUUGACUUUUGUGGAUUAAAUUUUUAUAGAAAAUUUUAUUUUAUUUUUUUGUUUAUUGUGUGUUAGAUAUAUUAUGCAAAUAGGUUUAUGUUAUGAUGUUGGGCAUUGGAAAAAAUAAAUACAUAAAAGUAAAAAUUGAUUUUUAUUUCAUAUAAAAAUUAUAAAUAAAAUUUAUAUAUAAAUUGUCUAUUGUACCAUCACUUUUGUGGUCCACUGUAUGAGCCAAGUCAAAUUAACAAAAACAUUUCAUCCAUUUAAAACAUCUUUGCUGGGCCCACUCAUUUUGAGUUAUAUGGAAGUAAAUACUUUUUCAAUUCUAGUUGUUGACCCAAUUCUUCCCUUACCACUCGCACAGCAAAAUGUUAAUGAUAAAAUAUGGUUUUUAAAGCGUAAUUCCUGGUCAAUUACCAUGUCCAAAAACUUAGAUGUUGUAGUUUCUGGCAAUGCAUGACCAUCUAAGAGAAGAUCAUUUACGUGACAUUUAAACCCAAUGAUGUGAGUUUUACUCAGGUUCAGACAAAGACGCUUAGAUGUGAACCAGUCCUUAAUGAUCUUAAGAUCAAUAGCUAUAACUUCAAGAAGCCUUAGAAUUUCUUUCACUUUCCACAAGAUAGAUGUGUCGUCUGCAAAUAGGGUGAAUUCUCCAAAGAUAUUCAGUUUGAUAAGGUCAUUUAUAUAAAUUAGGAACGAGAUUGGCCCAAGAACAGAGCCCUGAGGGCCUCCACAAUUGAUGUUAAGGGCUGAUGAUCUCCCAUUCGAGUGCACAACUGAUUGGCUUCGACCUUCAAGGUGGGAUUUAAACCAUGAGUGUGCCGCUCUACGAAACCCAUAUCUUUCCAGCUUAGACAGUAGAAUUCCGCGUAAUCAAAUGCCUUUGACAGAUCGCAGAAGACCAAAAAAGUAAAGUCUUCCUAGUGAUUAAUAGGGUAACCACACAAAAACUGAUCACAGAAAGUCCAUUCAAAAAAAUACAGACCAUUUUUUACAAUAUACAAAAUAUAUACAUCUAUUGAAACACUUACCUGCUAUUUUUGAAGCAAAAAUGUCACAAAAACUAUAAAAUACACACAAAUAUAUUUGAUAACCUUGAGUGCAUGGAGUGUAUGCACGAUCAAUUCUGUUCCAUAAAUGAGAAUAAACACGAGUUAGACAAUCGAUUGGAAUCGACCAGCGAGAUAAGGUUAUGCAUAGGCAAUACAACAAAUACUGUGGUCAUUAUGUUUUACCUCCAGGAAACUACUAGUGUGAAUAUUAGUAGUGUGGUUUUCACUGAUAACCAGUUGUCCUCAAAGGGUUAAUUAGUUGUAUGGGAACGCCUUAGUAAAUACAUCAGUUAACUCCUGUUAAAUCCUGUAAAACUUAAUAAUAGGAUCUGAAGUAAGACUUAAAUUCUGUCACACAAUCUCUGGAACUUAUUAGGAUUAGCAGUACUAAAUAUUUUACCAGGACUACGCUUGGAUAUUUGCUUUGAACAAAAAUAGUCAAUCAAAGUUCUAGAAUUAUCUGUAAUCCGAGUUGAUUCGUUAACGUACAUAUCUAAUCCAUAUGUAACAAGCAUAUUAGUAAGAAAAUUAUAAUGUUUAAAGAAUCCUUAUCAUUAAAAUUAAUACUAAAAUCGCCCGCCGGCCAAAAUAAUCUUUAAAGAAGAUGAAAUAUUUAAUAAAAUAUAGUCCAGACAAUCAAAAAAUUCUCUUAUUAAGCCUAAAGGAGAACGGUACAAACAAAUAAUAUAUAAUCUAAGCUGCUUGCAAUAGCUUAUCGUGAAUUCGAAUGUCUUUUCUUCCAUCAAAUGAUCAUACUUUUUGAUUUCGACAAAAGGGAUAUCCAUGCUAAAAUACUGUUUUACUAGUGUAAGUGUUUCACCAUGUAAAAACUUUUCUGUGUUUGAAAUGCUUAAAAAUUGGUACUUAGGGAUACAGAAACAUUCGUAAAUAUCAGUGCUAUCCAAAAACACAUAAAUACCAUCGCAUUUACCUCUUAAAGAUUUUGAACGAAAAUUGUAUGAAUUUUUUCUGAUAAGUUAUCGAAUAAAAAGUAUUUUUUCCGGUGAAGUAUGAUUACCUCUAUUUUCGACUUUAACUCCGUGAAGCAAAAUACAGCUUUGUUUUUUUUUUCAGUUUCAAAAAUAACACUUACGGUAUAGUCCACGACCAAUCCCAAUGAUCCCCUAAAAAACCCCACUACUAGGAUGACGAAAAAUAAUCAACUGACAAACAUUUUCUUUUAUUUUUAAGAAGUUUGUGGUUUACAGUUUGACUAUAUUAAAUGUACCGUCAGCAGUUCCUAGCUCGUAGUUGUAAAGUGACACAAACAAUAAAUUAUAACCGAUUCGUUUAAUAUGGUGCAUAAUAUUAAGAGCGAAUAAUAGUGCGGUAAAUCUUUUGCGAUGUUAUUUUUUUAUGUCCGCUAUUGGCCGACAUAAAUUAUAGUAGCAAACCGUCGUCAUAGUUUUAAUUUAUUAGCAGAGAAGGAUACUUACUUUCCUUGACUGGAAUAUUGUAAAAAAACAAACAUAUUUUCGUACUCUAUAGCUUCUAAUGUUUUAGUGAUUAAUAGACACAUUGCAAUAAUUAAGUUUUUUUUUUUUUUUGCUUCCAUUGUCAGCAACCAGAUAUUAUUCGAACGUGUGCCUUAGGAAACACAUUUUUAGCCUCACAACAUCAUUCUCCCGACCCUAACUGACGUAAUUUUUCCUUUUUAGAUUGUUAGUUUAGUAAUAAACGACAUUUAUGAAGAAUUGGACCUUCAAAAUUACCCUGCUGAUACUAACGUUACAAAUUGUUUAUGUAGGUGUAAAUAUUCUCGAAUUGUGUGUGCAAAUUUUAUUGUUUUCACCAGUCGUUUUGCUCUUAGUACAAUAAUUUAAUUGUAUUCCAUUUUUUUUUACUUAGGUUUUAUUAUAGUUUACCAUAUUAAUUUAAUAUUAUACGAUUUCUUACC